UGGCAGCCGCCCCCGCUCCCCUUCCCCCGAAGCUUCGUGAAGAUUCCGGAAGGCUCCGGCCGGCUCUUUCCGCCGAGGGAGCCGCUCCGCCCCCGGCGCUGCCCGGCUUCCGGCCGCCUGCCGCCGCACCGGGCUCCGCUCUCCCCACCGCCUGGGGCCGGCGGCGCCGCCAUGUCGCUGCUCUGCUACAACCGAGGCUGCGGCCAGCGCUUUGACCCCGAAACCAACACGGAGGAUUCGUGCACAUACCAUCCAGGUGUGCCAGUCUUUCAUGAUGCUCUCAAGGGGUGGUCAUGUUGUAAGAGAAGAACAACAGACUUUUCUGACUUCUUAAGCAUUGUGGGCUGUACAAAGGGUUUCCAUAACAGUGAGAAACCUCCUGAGCCUGUUAAACCAGAAGUCAAAACUACCUCUGAACGAAAGGAGCUAGCUGAACUGAAACCCAGAUUUCAAGAACACAUAAUUCAGGCACCAAAACCGUUGGAAACAAUUAAAAGGCCAAGCCCAGAUGAGCCAAUGACAAAUUUGCAGCUGAAAGUGUCAGCUUCCUUAAAGCAAGCACUAGAUAAACUGAAACUGUCAUCAGAAAAUGAAGAGAAAAAAGAGGAAGACAGUGAUGAAAUCAAGAUUGGGACGGCGUGUAAAAAUGCGGGCUGUUCGAAAACGUACCAAGGACCACAAAGCACUGAAGAAGUAUGUAUAUACCAUUCUGGUGUACCUAUAUUCCAUGAAGGGAUGAAGUAUUGGAGCUGUUGUAAAAGAAAAACAUCUGACUUCAAUACAUUUUUAGCUCAAGAAGGCUGCACAACAGGAACACACGUAUGGACUAAAAAGGAUGCGGGAAAGAAAGUAGUUCCAUGCAGGCACGAUUGGCACCAGACUGGAGGAGAAGUGACUAUUUCUGUAUAUGCUAAAAACUCUGUUCCUGAUCUGAGCUACGUAGAAGCAAAUAGCACAAUGUUAAAUAUCCAUAUUGUAUUUGAAGGAGAAAAGGAAUUUCAUCGCAGUGUGAAGUUAUGGGGAGUAAUUGAUGUAAAGAGGAGUUACGUUAACAUGACGGCUACAAAGAUUGAGCUUACUAUGAGAAAAGCAGAGCCCCUAUUAUGGGCAAGUCUUGAAUUACCGGUAUCCAACACACAACAAAAAAAAGAGGAUUCAGAUCAAUAAUGAUCCCAAGAGACAAGUUAUAUCCCAUUAUGAAGUGGUGACUUGCUACUGUAAUCAAAUAUUUAACGUUUAUAUAGGGUUUUUUAAUGCUAGACCAUAUGUUCCAUUCUCCAAAGAAAUUUGAUGCACAUUAAAUGGGGGUGUAAACUUGAAGGGUAAUAGCUAUUUCUGCACUUGCUCCCAGGAGAAUAUUUAUUCUAGCUGGAGUGUCUCCAUGGGGAUUUAGAGUAAAAAAGCUACUGCCCUUCACUUACAGCCUUACCUACCAUGCAGUGACUGUCCAAAUAGAUGUGUUCUCGGUCUGCUGUGCAUGUUAAUUCUUCAAAUGUUUGGUUUAGACUGGAUCUAUUGGGUGGCACAUGUUAAAUUCAGCACUGUUCCUUGUGAAGCAUACAGUAAUACAGAUACAAAAAUCUGAGUUUAUGAAGCGAUUAACAUGCAAUUCUAGAUCUGGAAUAAAAAGGUAUAUAAGCAUAAAUACGAAAGAGCACUUGUGGACUUGCAUUUUUGUCUUCCGAAACUAAGGUUUGUUUCAAUACCUGCUGGCCAUGGAGGAGUGGAAUAAGAGGUACUUUGGUAAGGAUUUCAGUACUUGCUGACUCCUUUCCUGUCCUUCAUGUAAAAAAGCAGAUCAGAUUAAAACGAAAAUGAAGCUGGCAAGAGGGGACUCUUCUUUUUUUCUUUAACUUCUGUACAUCUGGUAUUUGAAUUGUUAAAUAUAAAAGUGAAUAGACAGUGAAAUGACUGAAUAACUUAGCAUCGCAGCUGUGGAGAAUAUACAAACAGCAGACUAUUGUAGAAUUACCAAGGUGCUGUAUCUAUUUGACAGUCUUUAGAAUGUAGAUUCUGUCCUAUUCUACAACAUUCAAAAUUAUGAAUCUCUUUUUUCAAAGUAGGUGGGUGUGUGUAGUCAGAGACACCAGCAUGCACUGUAGGUGUCUCAAGAAAAUGAUUUCCAUCUAGAUAUGCAUAGCUCUUGUUUCUGAGGAUGGUAAUCUAAGAACUAAAUUUAACUACAGGACAAAUCUUAGGAGAAACGAACAACAAGCUUUAAAAUCUGUCUCACAUCAUAAUUGUACUUUUGAAUUAAAAUGUUUUUAAAUUAUUAUUUCUUCUGAACAGCAUAACCAAAACACUGUAAUUAGAAGUCAAGACCUUAUUUUCUUCAGUUCUCCAUUAGUAAUGAUUUGUGGCGAAAACAGGAUGUCUUUAAAGAUGAGACUUUUAUCCAAUCGGCAACAAAUGCAGUAAUGUCGCAUUCUCUCUCUGCUUGAAAUAGUUUCUUAAUUUUGAGUGGCAGCUGAAAGAAAAACAUUUUCCUAAGUCAUGCAAAAUGUACACCGUUAUUUAUUAUGCCAAAACUUGUAUAUGUAAACAAGCAGUCCUGUGGACUGUUGAAAUGUGUAUGUGCUCACCUGCCUACCUUGGCAGACCUGGAAUAACGCCAAGAGAAACAGAAUGCAGUAAAAGCAUUCUGAAGUUAAAUAUGGAUUUCUAACAAUCUUGCUGUUUCCCAGCAGCUAUAAUUUGACUUGAGCUCAGAGUUCUGUCUCUGGCAGUACUUGAAAUCCUCUUCAUGCUCUAAAGUAGUAGGAAAUACAUCACCAAAGAAACCAUCGCCAAACACCAAGAAAGUAACACCAGUGCUGUAUAUGUGAACUUUGUUUUGGUGCUUCUUUACCUUCAUUUCAAGAUCCUCUUUCCUCACUGACUUGGAGAGAGGUCGGUUUUUUACUCCCUUGGGCCCCUAUUAAAAGUUCCAGCUCCAAGUUCUGCCUAAAAGAUUCCAUUAACCUCUAAUAAUGCUUUUUUUUCUUUUUUAAAUAAAUUUGAAAAUGUUCGGUGCUGUGAAAUGAUGGCGUACAAGCCUAUAAAAAUGUAUAACUGCAAAUGGUCCUUUAAAAAUGGAACAGCUGUUCCCCGAUGUGUUCCGAACCAACAAGUGGUGCUCUUAAUGCUGCAGGCUUCGGGCCCCCGUAACUAUUCGUUGCACUCUUUCAGACUACACUCUGCCGGUAGCUGAGUCAACUUGGCCAUAAGCAAAAGAAAGCUGCUGUAAACAUGAUUCUCAGCCUUGCUUUUGCUCUUUAUUCAUUCCUCCUACCCUUUUCCUGUUGUUCAUGCUUUCAGCACAAAAUUAAAGAUAGUUCAGGAGUUCUAAAAUGACUUUCCCCAUCAGUGACAACAAAACCACUUUUAAAAUUCACCUGUUUGAAAAUGUAAGCAAGCAAACCCCCCCAGCUUUGAUUGGGCAAGAAGGUUUAGGUUUUACAAAUAAUAGUCUAGUUUUCUAUGGCCUGUGAUGUUUUUCAAAAUGAAAGGAUAAAUUUUGAGAUGGUAUAGACUGCCGUAAGUCUCUUGUUUAACUGCAUUAAUUCUUAGCAGUUCUUUGUAACCAUAUGUCUGCAUCCAUCCUCAAGCUGCAAACGCUGUGCCACUUGCUGAAUUUGCGUGUUUUGAGCAGUUGCUCAGAACAGGCUUCAACACACCAGUGGCUGAUCCUGGUAUUUCAUGAAACGACACCUUGACAUGGACAGUGGUAGCUGACACUCGGUGCAAUAUUGGUUCGGCUGUAACUUUUAUUAGUAAAAGUGGAGAGAAGGCGAAAACAGUUGUAGCAAACCUACCGCAAUACUUUCUCAAAAGGAAGAUUUGAAAAUUAAGCCAAGUGAUUUUUGGUCACGGAGGCUUUCUAAUAAUCAUGAAACUAAAUUGCAGACAAGUAUGUGCUUGCUGUUAAAUUCACCCUUUUUUCAUCUUCUCAGAAGCGCUGUAUUGAACAAGUUGGCUAACUUGAUAACAGCCCAGCUGUAUUUUUAAAUUAAUGAGUCUUUAAAAGCUGUGGCAUGUUUCAGUGUGGGCCUACAUGUUACACAUGUAGACGGCGUAUUGCAUGUCUCGGAACCGACCGUCCAGGUGCAUAUAAAACUUCUCUUUCACAGUCCCUUUUCAACAUGAAGAAUUGUGUGGGUGUACAAGUUUGUGACAGAAAUCUUCAUCUUUUUCCUCAUGUAUAAGCCCAUUUUCCUACCCAGCAUUACUUAUUAUAUCUGUAACAACGUUUCUCGUAGGAGUUUGAAUUUAUUUUUAAUGUUAAUAUACAGUUAAGCACUGGGCCGUGCAACUGCUCUGGCUUACGGCACUGAUGAUGUAACUUGGCGAAAAAAUCUUGCAUUGGAUGAUGGUGUGGAACGUGUACAUUAUCAAGUCACCAUUUCAGUAGUUUAGGGACUAGUUUUACUAGGAAUUUUGCCUUGAAAAGAAAAUCUACUUAUUCUACAGAACGAUGCAUUUUUUGCUUGCAUUCUUUGAACACAGCAUGAGUACUGGUUAAAUACUGUACCUGUUAAUCAUUGGUCUUUCCCUAUCGCUACUAAAAUUUUUUUAUCUCUGUUCAGGAACGAGAUCCUUUUUAAAGUAAUGAGUUACGUGUCUGGAACACUGUUUUAAAGGUGGUAAUAAUUUUGCCAUUAUAAGAGUCUUGAAUUACAGUUGAAGGGGGGAGAUGCCUUUUUGCAUGGUUGUUUGAUUCUGCACAUUCAUAAAACUUAUAUGCAGAAAUUAAUCUCAUGUCUUCAUGCUCUAGUUUUUUUCUAAAUGUAUUGAAUAAAAUUCUUAUUACAUGCUG
This is a messenger RNA of Phalacrocorax carbo (great cormorant), 4795 nucleotides long. NCBI's taxonomy places the organism in Eukaryota, Metazoa, Chordata, Aves, Suliformes, Phalacrocoracidae. The record is from RefSeq and is a predicted model, not a curated record.